AUGUCGACGACCGCGACGCAGACCAGCACCAAAUGGUCGGUAGAGUACGACACCGUCCGCCGCCAGAAGCUGUUCAGAAAUACGCCGAAAGAUCGAAGCGCCUUCCCAGCUCUUCAGGCUGCAGUGAAACCACAUAUAGAGUCCUUCAAUGCUCUGUGGGACGAGAAAAUCAUCGACGCCGGGCUCAAAGAUAUUGGGAUCUAUACCGUGGUCGAUGGCGACCUACGUAACCCGAGUCGCGCAAUUCAGCGCAAUAAGCUUGACCUGAGAGUGACGGAGAUCAUCCUAGAGAAACCCACCCUCCCGCCGAGUAACAAAUUCAGCAUUGAAGACCGGAACAUAUACCCCUCCGAAUGUCGAGAGCGGCACACAACCUACAGAGGAAGAUUAAGAGCCAGACUACAGUAUAGAAUAAACAAUGGGGACUGGCAGGAAUCAGUCCGGGAUCUCGGACAGAUGCCCAUCAUGCUGCGAUCCAACAGAUGUCACCUCGAGAAAUUCUCGCCGGCACAGAUGGUCCGCCACAAGGAGGAGUCUGAAGAGAUGGGCGGCUAUUUCAUUGUCAAUGGGAAUGAAAAGCUCAUCCGCAUGCUGAUCGCGACAAGGAGGAAUUACCCCAUGGCCAUUGCAAGAGCCACCUUUGCCGGGAGAGGACCGACCUUUUCGAAGUUCGCAAUCCAGAUUCGGUCCGUGCGGCCAGAUCAGACCGCGCAUACCAACACCCUGCACUACCUGACAGAUGGGAAUGUCACCUUCAGAUUUUCGUGGAGGAAAAACGAAUACCUGGUGCCUGUGGUCAUGAUCCUCAAAGCCCUGGUGGAUACGAACGACCGCGAGAUUGCGGAGGGCAUCAUUGGCGCUUCGUCCUCGAAUAAAACACCCAGCUCCUUUGUUGCCGACCGGACAGAGCUUCUCCUGCGCACGUACAAAGUAUACAACCUGAAAACAAGGGCACAGACCCUAGCAUACCUUGGAGAGAAAUUUCGACCUGUUCUGAUGCAGCCUAUAACGAUGUCGGACGAGAAAGUCGGCGAGGAGUUCUUGAGGAAGAUUGUCCUACCACAUCUCGGCAACGUCGACGUUACUCCAUCCCAAAAUAACGACAAGUUCCAGCUGAUUCUAUUCAUGAUCAGAAAGCUCUAUGCGCUUGCCGCAGGUGAUUGUGCUAUGGACAAUCCUGAUGCAGUCUCCAGCCAGGAGGUCUUACUCGGAGGCUUCCUGUAUGGUAUGAUUUUAAAGGAAAACAUCUACGAGUGGCUCAUGGGCAUCGGUGCUACGGCUCGAGAGUGGCUCAGGGCCAAGAACGAUGCCAAAUUCACAGAUCCCUCGUUCGAGGCGGAUUUCCUGCCCAAAAUAGUCAGGAGAACGAACGAAAACAUCGCAGGGAAGCUGGAAUACUUCCUCUCCACAGGAAAUCUGGUCAGUCAGACUGGGCUCGAUCUGUCUCAAACAUCCGGUUUCACCAUCAUGGCCGAAAAGAUAAAUUUCUAUCGAUUCAUCAGUCACUUUCGGUGUAUACAUCGAGGCGCUUUUUUCGCGCAGUUGAAGACGACUACUGUACGCAAACUGUUGCCGGAAAGCUGGGGAUUUCUCUGUCCCGUUCACACUCCUGAUGGCGCUCCCUGUGGCCUUUUGAACCACUUAGCUCACCAGUGCCAAGUUCAAAUUAAGCGGAUUGAUACUUCGGGUAUUGAGAAGGCGGUGACGCAGCUGGGACUAUCUUCCGCUCCUUUAAUGACAGUCAAUGAAAGCCUAUCCGUCCAGCUUGACGGGCGUAUAUUGGGAUAUUGCGCCGCGAAAAGGGCAAGAGAGAUUGCCCAGCUUCUCCGACAUUGGAAGGUGAAUGGGGAACACAACAUUCCGAAUGAACUAGAAAUAGGCCAUAUUCCUACCUCGAACGGCGGUCUCUAUCCUGGCCUGUACCUCUUCACUGAGCGGUCGCGAAUGCUACGACCUGUCAAGUACAUUCCGUCUGAUAAACUUGACUACGUCGGUCCAUUCGAACAGCAAUACAUGAACAUUGCCUGCAUGGAUGCGGACAUCAUACCCACGUUGACAACCCACAUCGAGUACAAACCCACGAACGUCCUAUCAAUUUUGGCCAACAUGACCCCUUUUUCAGAUUUCAACCAAUCGCCUCGAAAUAUGUACCAGUGCCAAAUGAGCAAGCAAGCCAUGGGAACUCCUUCCUCGAAUAUGAUGUGCCGAACAGACAACAAAGCCUACCUGCUUCAGACGGGGCAGACGCCCGUUGUGAGACCUCCACUCUACAACGAGUACGGACUGGACAACUUCCCCAACGGGAUGAACGCCGUCGUGGCGGUCAUCUCGUACACGGGCUACGACAUGGAUGACGCUAUGAUUAUCAAUAAAUCUUCACACGAGCGAGGCUUCGGAGACGGUGUCAUCUACAAGACCAAGGUCUACAGGCUCAAUGAAGACGCAAGGGCAGCUCGGUCAAAGACCGAAAUCAAGUCACUUUUUGGCUUUGCAGAAGGCGACCCAAACAUCUCGCAAGCAGCGAUCCAGGCGCUCGAUCCUGACGGCCUGCCUGCCGUUGGGACCAAAGUUGGCGAGGGAUCAAUCGUUCUCGCCUACCACAGUGUCAUGUUCGAUCCGUCGGAAGGCAAGCUCAAGAACUUGGACGGAAAUACCAUGUACUUCAAGUACAAGGACCCCGAGGAAGCUUAUGUUGAUCAAAUCCGACUGAUCGGCUCCGAGACGGGAGACCAGCCUUGUCAGGCGAUCAGCAUCAAGUACCGAAUUCCUCGACGACCUAUCAUCGGUGAUAAGUUCUCUUCUCGACACGGCCAAAAAGGUGUCUGUUCUAUGCUCUGGCCGAGCGAGGAUAUGCCCUAUAGUGAGUCCGGAAUCCAGCCAGACGUCAUUAUCAAUCCCCACGCCUUUCCGUCUCGAAUGACUAUUGGUAUGUUUGUCGAAUCGCUCGCCGGCAAAUCUGGGGCCCUCCAUGGUCUCGCUCAAGACUGCACGCCCUUUUCCUUUGACGAGGACAACACGGCCGGAAAUUAUUUUGGCGAGCAGCUUCUGCAGGCCGGGUACAACUUCUACGGCAACGAGCCCAUGUACAGCGGCAUCACCGGCAAGGAGUUCGCUGCUGACAUCUACAUUGGGGUGGUCUACUACCAACGACUGAGGCACAUGGUCAGCGACAAGUUCCAAGUGCGCACCACCGGACCCGUCAACGCUCUGCACGGGCAGCCCAUCAAAGGACGAGCCAAAGGCGGCGGUAUCCGUGUGGGUGAAAUGGAGCGGGACUCCCUGAUUGCCCAUGGCACUGCAUACUUGCUCCAAGAUCGACUGAUGGACUGCAGCGACAAGCAACGGGCUUGGGUCUGUCGAAGCUGCGGCAGUUUCCUGAGCACCAUGAUGGUGCCGAACCAAUUCACCAUCAAAAGGAGGGGCGGCCGCGUCGAGCCGAGCGGCAUCGUCCGCUGUCGAGCAUGUGCGAGGCCCGCGACGUUCGAGGACAGUAAGGUCACGGUGUGGGAGGAUGGCGCCGGACGAAAAUUCGUGGGUGGGGAUGACACCACCGUCGUCAAUGUGCCCGGCGUGUUGAGGUAUCUGGAUGUUGAGCUGGCGGCCAUGGGGGUCAGGACGACGUUUGAGAUUGAAGGAUAG
Messenger RNA from Fonsecaea erecta, 3639 nucleotides. RefSeq lists its product as hypothetical. NCBI's taxonomy places the organism in Eukaryota, Fungi, Ascomycota, Eurotiomycetes, Chaetothyriales, Herpotrichiellaceae. Gene Ontology annotation, biological process: DNA-templated transcription. Gene Ontology annotation, molecular function: DNA-directed RNA polymerase activity; DNA binding; ribonucleoside binding. The record is from RefSeq and is a predicted model, not a curated record. The coding region runs from base 1 to 3639 and encodes 1212 amino acids. Gene Ontology annotation, cellular component: nucleus; RNA polymerase I complex. The transcript has a single exon.